CGCAUAUCGACUUUUCUUUUUUUUUUUAUUUAUUUAUCUUUAUAACACUAGGCAUUCCUAUAAAAAUUAUUAUUCACAGACAAUAGUUUCAUCAAACCUAAAUCAAGAAGAAUUUAAUCCUGACAAUGUUGAUCAAAACAUCAUUAUGGGUUAUAUGGGAAACAAAAUAGAAAAAGCCGAACUUGGUAGAGCAACUUGGAAGUUUCUUCAUACAAUGAUGGCAAGAUAUCCCGAAAAACCAACAUCACAAGAAAGACAAGCAUUACACGAUUUUAUGAUGUUAUUUUCAAGAUUAUAUCCCUGUGGUGAAUGUGCGACACAUUUUAAUAAAUUACUUUUAAAAUAUCCACCACAAACUUCAUCUCGUUUCGCUGCCUCUCAAUGGCUAUGUGCGAUGCACAACAUUGUUAAUGAAAAGCUUCAUAAACCCAUUUAUGAUUGUAAAGAUAUCGACUCACAGUAUCCAUGUGGAUGUGACAAUUCAACAGCUAUAAAAUAAAAUAAAAAUGCUCGAAUUUUUUUUUUCUGUUUUUAUUAU
Molecule: messenger RNA, 538 nt
Organism: Cokeromyces recurvatus
Lineage: Eukaryota; Fungi; Mucoromycota; Mucoromycetes; Mucorales; Mucoraceae
Product: ERV/ALR sulfhydryl oxidase domain-containing protein
Exons: 4
Coding region: 146-499 (117 amino acids)
Cellular component (GO): mitochondrion
Molecular function (GO): flavin adenine dinucleotide binding; flavin-dependent sulfhydryl oxidase activity
Source: RefSeq, a predicted model, not a curated record